CUCCACCAAUUCUCAAAAGCCCGAUUCAACAAAUACUUACUCCGAGGUUGUGUCAAAGUUUUUAGAUCUGCAUAUCAAACUCAAUUGUCAAUAUUAUAGCGCUAUAUUACUCGAUAUAACCUCGACUUCCAUUCCACCACUACCACCACUCUACUACUCACUCUACUCUCCCAUCCUCCCAUCCCCCAUCUCCAUUCAUCCAAAAUGGCCGCCCUCACCACCCCCGACUACACAAUCCGGCACGCCACUCAAUCCGACAUCCCCACUAUCCUCGCCAUGAUCAACGAACUAGCCACCUACGAACACGCCCUCCACGAAGUCCAAGCCACUGAAUCGUCUCUCUUAUCAACCCUCUCCUUCCCAGAUAGUAACGGCGGCUUCACACCCGGCUACGCCAAAACCAUCCUCCUACUCCCUCACACCGGCGCCCCCGCCGGCAUGGCAUUAUAUUUUCACAACUACAGCACCUGGCGCUCAGCACCGGGAAUCUACCUCGAGGACCUAUUCGUACGACCGGAAUAUAGAGGUAAAGGGUAUGGCACGGCGUUGAUCCGCGCUCUGGCGAGAGAAUGUACUCGUUUGGAAUGUCGGAGGCUGGAGUGGAGUGUGUUGAAGUGGAACGAGCCGAGUAUUCGAUUCUAUCAGGGUGAGAGUGUUGGUGCGACGAGGAUGGAGGAGUGGGUGGGGAUGAGGGUUGAUGGGGAGAGGUUGCUAAAGUUGGCGGAGAGGGAAGAUGGUGAUAAAUAA
Molecule: messenger RNA, 747 nt
Organism: Exophiala mesophila
Lineage: Eukaryota; Fungi; Ascomycota; Eurotiomycetes; Chaetothyriales; Herpotrichiellaceae
Exons: 1
Coding region: 205-747 (180 amino acids)
Biological process (GO): protein acetylation
Molecular function (GO): N-acetyltransferase activity
Source: RefSeq, a predicted model, not a curated record